Aspergillus puulaauensis is the source of this 1632-nucleotide messenger RNA. Its product is annotated as acyl--CoA ligase. Gene Ontology annotation, biological process: secondary metabolic process. The transcript is spliced from 5 exons. Bases 1 to 1632 code for a protein of 543 amino acids. Lineage: Eukaryota; Fungi; Ascomycota; Eurotiomycetes; Eurotiales; Aspergillaceae. The record is from RefSeq and is a predicted model, not a curated record. Gene Ontology annotation, molecular function: CoA-ligase activity.
AUGAUCUUUGAACCCCUAAACCGAGUUCCGGUGCCGUACCUGGACAUCCUGAGCUACCUGUUCGGAAAUCCCCAAUACAACCCCGACAAGCCCGUCUACAUCGACGUCGCAAACCCAUCUCGCUCGAUAUCAUUGAACCAGGCACGCACAAUUGUCCGGCAGCUCAUCGCCGGCCUGCGCAAAUGGGGCGUCAAAGAGGGCGACUGUGUCGCUAUCCACUCCUUCAAUGACAUCUCAUAUCCCAUGCUCGUCCUGGCCGUGGUCGGCGCAGGCGGCAUCUUCACUGGCACGAAUCCCGCCUACACAGCGCACGAAAUCGCACAUCACUUCCGUGCGUCCGAGACUCGGUUCGUCCUGUCCGAGCCAGAGAUCAUCGGGCCGAUCAUCGACGCCGCAAACCAAGUCGGGAUUCCAGACGCGAAUGUGCGUUUCUUUGACACGCAGGGCCAGACUCUUUCCGGUGGUAGGCUGUCGUGGAAGGAAUUGUUUAACCAUGGCGAGGAGGACUGGGUGUCCUUUAACGAUGAGCAUCGCGCGAAGACGACGACUGCGGCCAGACUCUUCAGCAGCGGCACAACAGGCCUGCCCAAGGCCGUGACAAACACGCACCACAAUUUCGUUGCGCAGCAGGAACUCGUUUACGAGGUGAAUCCGCGGCCGUACGAAAGCAACCGCGUCAUCGCCAUCCCGCUCUUCCACGCCGCCGCCGCCCCAAGCACACACUUCGGCGUCCUCAAGUCCGGCAACACCACGUACAUGAUGCGCCGCUUCGACCUCCCCGUCUUCCUAGAUACAUUUGAGAAAUACAACAUCACAGACCUCGGUCUCGUCCCGCCCAUCGCGAUCGCCGUGCUCAUGAACCAGCUCACGCACACGCGCCCGUUCCUCAAGUCCGUGCGGACGGCGACGUGCGGCGCCGCGCCCUUGGAUAAAGGCGUGCAGGCGCGGAUCCAGAAAUUGCUCUCUGAUGGCGCGCCCUUUACGCAGGUUUGGGGCAUGACGGAGACGACCUGUGUUGCGACGAACUUUCCCUUUCCGGAGGAUGAUGAUACGGGGUCUGUCGGGUGGUUGAUUGCGAAUGUCGAGGCUAAACUGGUCAACGAGGCCGGCGAAAACAUCUCCGCAUUCAACACCCGCGGGGAGCUCUGCGUGCGCGGCCCCACAAUCACACCAGGGUACUUCAACAACGCCAAAGCAAACGCCGAGUCCUUCGAUUCAGACGGGUGGUUCCACACGGGCGACAUAGCGUACUGCGACGGGCGCACACGGAAGUGGUACAUCGUCGACCGCAGGAAGGAGCUGAUCAAGGUGCGCGGGUUCCAGGUUGCCCCGCCGGAGCUGGAGGCCGUGCUGCUGUCGCAUCCGCAGAUUGUUGAUGCUGCUGUGAUUGGGGUUGCGGAUUCUAGGGGUGAUGGGGAGCUGCCGAGGGCGUAUGUUGUGAAGAGGCCUGGGAGCGGGGAUGGGCUUACCGAGGAAGAGGUUAAGGGGUAUCUUGCGCCGAAGCUUGCCAAGUAUAAGGCGCUGGCUGGUGGUGUUAGGUUUGUCGAGGUGAUUCCGAAGAACGCUAGUGGGAAGAUCCUGAAGAGAGUGCUGAGAGAGGAGGCUGCCAAGGAGGGUCGUUCUAUGCUAUAG